Cercocebus atys (sooty mangabey) is the source of this 610-nucleotide messenger RNA. Its product is annotated as metallothionein-2-like. The record is from RefSeq and is a predicted model, not a curated record. Lineage: Eukaryota; Metazoa; Chordata; Mammalia; Primates; Cercopithecidae. The coding region runs from base 287 to 472 and encodes 61 amino acids. The transcript is spliced from 3 exons. Gene Ontology annotation, molecular function: metal ion binding.
AGCGCCUCCCUCGCGAGCCGGUGCGAAAGGGGCCGUCCCACGGUGUGCACCCCGCUGAGCUCAAGGGACAUUGCACCUGGACCAUCUAUUGCGCACAGCCCAGCCCAGGACGGCCGGCGGGGCACACUGGGCAGGGCGGGUGCAAGGGCGGGGCGAGGUGUCUGCGCCCGGCCCCCUCCGCUGACUAUAAAAGCAGCCGCUGGCUGUUGGGCUCCACCACGCCUUCCACGUGCACCACUGCCUCUUCUCUUCUGGCUUGGGAACUCCAGCCUCUCCUCGGGUUGCAAUGGACCCCAACUGCUCCUGCGCGGCUGGUGACUCCUGCUCCUGCGCCGGCUCCUGCACAUGCAAAGAGUGUAAAUGCACCUCCUGCAAGAAGAGCUGCUGCUCCCGCUACCGCGUGGGCUGUGCCAAGUGUGCCCAGGGCUAUGUCUGCAAAGGGGCGUCAGAGACAUGCAGCUGCUGCGACUGAUGCCAGGACAGCCUUUCUCCCAGAUGUUAAUAGCCAGACAUGUACAAACCUAGAUUUUUUUUUAUACCACCUUGACCGGUUUGCUACAUUCCUUUUCCUAUGAAAUAUGUGAGUGAUAAUUAAACACUUUAGACAUGA